CCACAUCAUUCUGCCUUGUUGAGUUAUUGGAAGUUCCCUAAUUGGCUGUGAGUGAGUGUGUGUAUUUGCUUUAGACUCUCCCCUGCUAAUGUUAACCCCUCCACCCACUUCUUUGAAAACAACAGCCGUGUUUUGCUCCUCCACGCUCUUUUUAUUUCCCUUCCUGGAUCUCCAUGGAGCAGCCGGACUCUAGCAUCCCAGACGUCAGCAGUAAAGUGCAGCUGCAUGGCGUGCUCUGGAAAAGAUCCUCCGGAAGACCAUCAGCCAAAUGGGCUCGAAGAUUCUUCAUUAUCAAAGACAGCUUCUUGCUUUACUAUGCUGAGAAUGAGAAAAGAAACUUUGAAGCUAACAGAUACUUCAACAUCCAUCCAAAGGGAGUUAUCCCUCUAGGCCGAUGUGUGGUCGAGCCAAAGGAGGAACAGGGCAUGCCCUUUGCCAUGGUUAUCAACCAUGAGGAAUUUAAUGGAGACAUCGUGUUAGCAGCAGAGUCAGAGUCAGAGCAGAGCCAAUGGCUGGAGAUGCUGGAGGAGUCAGGAAAAGUUACCUGGAAGAAUGCCCAGUUAGGCGAGGCUAUGAUUGAGAGUCUGGAGGCUCAGGGACUGCAGUUGGCCAAAGAGAAACAGGAGUACCUGGAUAAACUGAUGGAGGAGACUGAAGAACUGAGUUUACAGAGAGAACAGAAGGCGGAGCUGGAGCGACUGAAUCAGGUGCUGGAGGAAGAGAAGCAGAGGUUUGAGGAGGUGCUGAUGGAGCUUAGAGCCGAGCAGGAGCAGAUCAAGCGGGAUUUGGAUGGAACAGCUCUGUCACUGAAAGGAGUCGAGUCUGAGAAAGAAGAGCUUAACAGUCUGACCAUUCGACUACAGCGGUCUCUUGAGGAGCUAUCUAAGGAGAAGCAGCAUACUCUGGAUAUGCUCAGAGCGAAAGAGAUGGAUGGGAUUGACUCUGUGGACCAGGCUUCUGCUCCUGAUCCUAAAUGCCCCAAACCACAGGAACAGCUACAGGGCAACCUAAGAAACAUCGAGGAGCACAUGAUGUGUCUACUCUGUGAAAAGAAGCAGGCAGAAGAGAGGCUGAGAGAGAACGAGCAGCGAGCUCAUGUGCUACAGGAGGAGAGAGAGUUUUACUCAACUCAUGCUCAAGCACUUCAGCAGUCCCUCAGUCAGCUAGCAGCUGAUAAACAGCAGGCCGAAACUGAGCUCAAGGCUGAGAUGGAGUCCAGGGCAGAGUUAGAACGCAGGCUGAAGAUGGCUGAGGAGGCCCUGAAGAACCUGGAACAGGGUCUACACUGUUUGGAGCGCAGCCGAGAGACAGACGAGAAGAUGAUAGGAGAUGUCAGCCACCUCCGCAAGUUCUUUGAGGAGUGUAUCUGUGCUGCAGAGAUCGAGGCCAAGCUGCCUGCCAUCAUGAAAAACUCUGUGUAUCUGCAUAAAGCUGCUGCACGGCGAAUUAAAAGCUGUCGCAUCCAGAGACAUGCUUCCAGGCAACACUGGCGGAAACACUCUCAGUCUUUUGCUGGAACACAUGGAGAGACUUCCAGCCUGGAGGACCUGAAAGAGACCACUCGGCGUCUGACCUCGGACAGCUGCUUUAGACAGCACAGCAAAGAAGGCCAUCAGCCGACAGGGCACAGCGCAGUCUAAGGACUGAGAUCAGUGUGAGGCAUCAACACCAACCUGGUCUGAUAAUCGUUCAAUGAGUAAAGAUUUGCACAGAUUUUGGAUGAAAAGUUGUGAAUGGCUAGAAAGGUUAGUGUUAUGAGAAGGCUUAGUGAUUUGGAUCUUUUCUUUCUUUGUGUGAAAUCUCUUGCACUAAUAGGUUCCAAUUAUUGUUUGAUCAACACACAGGAAGUCCUGAAGGAUGUUGAAUGUCUUUAUAUGACCGCUUUCUCUGCUGUAAUAAGUUAUUAUACAUUAUAU
This is a messenger RNA of Ictalurus furcatus (blue catfish), 1916 nucleotides long. It is a transcript of the gene plekhd1, whose product is annotated as pleckstrin homology domain containing, family D (with coiled-coil domains) member 1. The record is from RefSeq and is a predicted model, not a curated record. NCBI's taxonomy places the organism in Eukaryota, Metazoa, Chordata, Actinopteri, Siluriformes, Ictaluridae. Bases 174 to 1640 code for a protein of 488 amino acids. The transcript is spliced from 13 exons.